Molecule: messenger RNA, 2984 nt
Organism: Cyprinus carpio (common carp)
Lineage: Eukaryota; Metazoa; Chordata; Actinopteri; Cypriniformes; Cyprinidae
Product: protein-arginine deiminase type-2-like
Cellular component (GO): cytoplasm
Molecular function (GO): calcium ion binding; protein-arginine deiminase activity
Source: RefSeq, a predicted model, not a curated record
UUCCAGUGAGCCGAAGUCUUCCCACUCCCCUGACAUCCAUCCACCUGCAUUCGCUCAACCAAUAGGCUUUCAGCCACGGUGACAUCUCAACUACAUAAAGGGUUAAAGGGAAUUGUCAAAGUCACUUUGAAAGGAAGACGCAUCUUUGCAAAUCAUGGUGCCCCGACGAUCAUUUACAAUCGACACUGAGAAAACAACAAGGACGAUAUAUGUGCUCGGAACGGAGUUGACGGUGAAUUUAAACAGGAAUGCCCCACCGCAGUCCAAAUUCUUCUCGAUAAAAUGCAGCCCAAACGUGCAUUACAAGAUCACUCCCCAAGCCAGGGACAGGAACGCGGAUUCGUACCCUCUCACCCCAAACGCUGUCCUCAUCGUCACCAUGGACGCAGUCAGCAAGACUGCAAACGACAGCAAGUUAUCUGUGAGGUACUUUGGAGAGAAAACAGAGGCUCUCGGGGAUGCCCUGCUGCAUCUAACAGCUGUUGAGAUAUCUCUGGACGUAGAUGCUGACCGAGAUGGCAUUGUUGAGAAAAACAAUCCAAACAAGGGAUCGUGGAAGUGGGGUCCUAAUGGCCACGGUGCAAUCCUGCUGGUCAACUGUGACUCAGAGACCACAAACAAGAAGACACUGGACAGUGAGGUUGAGGAGAUCCGUAAAGUCUCGGAUUUGCAGGACAUGUCCAAGAUGAUCCUGCACACCAACGGUCCCGCUGAACUUCCUGAAGGCUAUAAACUGACCAUGCACAUCUCACAGACAACUUCAGAGAAUGUGAGAGUCUUUAGACCUCGCACAAAUGCACCGAAAGACAAUGUGUGGAAGAAUAAACUCCUGAAGUUGUUCCUGAAAGAUUAUAUCAUGGUGGUGGGAACCGACAUGCUGACACAGAAAGUGCCCUAUCUAGGAGGCAAAACUGAACUGGAAUUCUUUGUUGAGGGUCUUCGCUUCCCUGAUAAAGACUUUGAUGGGCUCAUCACCAUCAACCUCAGUCUACUAGAGCCCUGUGGCAAGGGUUUCCCUGAAACUCCAGUCUUUACUGAUAAGGUGGUAUUUCAUAUUUCUCCCUGGAUCAUGACCCCAAACACGCUCAAACCUGUGGAGGUGUAUGUGUGCAGCACAGAUGAUAAUCACUCGUUCCUGAAGAGCAUAAGGAACCUGGUGGAAAAGUGUGGCUACAAACUGAAAAUAUGUUAUGAGUACAUGAACCGAGGUGACCGCUGGAUGCAGGAUGAGCUUGAGUUUGGUUACAUUGACUCUCCCCAUCAUCAGUUCCCUGUUGUACUGGACUCUCCUCGUGAUGGAGACCUUCAGGAUUUCCCCUACGAGUCCAUUCUGGGGCCAGACUUUGGGUAUGUGACACGGCAUGCUUUGAAUGAGGAGGUGAGCAGUCUGGACUCCUUUGGAAACCUGGAAGUUAGUCCACCAGUCACAGUGAACGGGAAAAGUUACCCACUUGGCAGAAUCAUCAUUGGAGUGGCGUUCCCUACUGCAACAAGUGGCCGCAACAUGACCCAAGUCGUCCAGGACUUCCUGUGGGCACAGAAGGUUCAAGCGCCAAUAGCGCUGUACUCUGAUUGGCUGGUUGUGGGUCAUGUGGAUGAGUUUAUGACCUUUGUUCCAGCCCCUGACCGAAAGAAAUUCAGGCUGCUGUUGGCUAGCCCUGACGCCGGAUACAAAGUUUUCAAAAGCUUACAAAACAACGGACAUGGAAACGCAGAAAUGUUUCCGGGUUUGCCAGAGGCCAUCUCUGUAAAUGAGAUCCUGAGCGACAAAAAGCUACAGGCUGGAAACAGAUACGUGCAGAACUGUAUUGACUGGAACAGGGAUGUGCUGAAGAAAGAGCUGGGGUUGGAUGAUGAGGACAUCAUUGAUUUGCCCAUCCUGUUUCAAGUGUUAGAAGAGAAAAAGGGCGCCAGGGCAGUGGCUUACUAUCCCGACAUGGUGAACAUGAUCGUGUUGGGGGAUCAGCUGGGCAUCCCAAAACCGUUUGGGCCGAAGGUGAAUGGCAGGUGUGCUCUGGAGACAGAGGUGCGUUCUCUUCUGGAGCCUCUGGGCCUCAAAUGUACCUUCAUUGAUGACUUUGCUCCGUACCACAAACUGCUGGGUGAAGUUCACUGCGGUUCCAACGUUCUUCGAGAGGCGUCCCCUUUCAAAUGGUGGAACCUAGAGCUGUGAGAGAAAGAGACUAGACCUGUCAAGUGCCUAUUAAGUCUUUAAACUAGUUAAUUCUUGCAAUAAACAAUGCAUAGAGCAAAAUACUAAUUGGAUAAUUCAACUAAAAAUGGAAACUCUCUCAUGUUUUAUUCACCCUCAUGUUGUUCAAGCAGCUCUUUUCCAUAUAAUGACAAAGUGCUGUCAAGCUUCGUAAAAGAAUGAGAAAUCAUUCAUAUCACUAUGUACUGUUCUGUAUUCAUAUAACAGCUUUCCAUGAGUAUUAGACAGAAAUGUAAAUGCCUAUUCACUGAUGAAAGCCAUUUGUUGCACCCGCACAUUGAGAUUUGAGAGCUGCUGAUUUUCAGUAAAUGCAACUUAAACGAAAGCAUAUCAUGCACUUAUGAAACAACAUGAGUGUGAGCAGACAACAGUUUUUACUUUGUAAAAUUCUAAUAACUUUCCUCUGAUAACCAGGCCUUGUUUUAGCAGUAAAAUUCCUCCUCGGGCUGUAGUGGUGCUUUUUCAGGAUUUCUAAAAAAAUUAAGGGCUUACAAUUACCUUAUACAUAACGAUUUGAAAAGUGGUUCAAAAUAAUGUUAAACUGUUUUUUUUUUUUUUUUUUUGUCUUUUCUAACAAAAAAUAAAAAAAAGUUUACAAAGUCUGUACUGGGUUUUUAUAACUGUGAACCAUGAAUGUUCAUUCUGUGUUGCCUUACUAAUAAUAACUGAGAAUUUGAUUUGAGAACUGAGAAUCUGUGAUUUACUGUCUUGGGUGUACAUUUUUCCAUAAUGCACAUUACAGCAAUAAAUAAACAUUUCAUGACCCCUCCGA